UCAAUGAGUGUAGCAGGUACAUGGCUGUAAGUCGAGUAAGUGGCCACUUAGCACUUCAGCUGUCAUCGCAUUGCAUCUGAAACGUACAUCGUUUCUCUCCUGUUGUGGGACCCUACUGAAUAACUACAGCCUCAAUAAUUCGGAAUGCUUUACUUCACUAAGCUGCAGUCACUGGGAUUGUUGAAGCCUAAAUACGUUGUUCUGCAUUUAAUCAUUUUUUAGAGGUGAAGCAUUACCCCACUGAUGGGCUGAAGUGGCAAGAUAUUUAAUGGUUCCCUUUAAAGGAAAAACAGAAUAUCCACUUGUGUCAAAAAUGCACUACAAAAAUUAAGACUGAAAUAUAUACAUAUGUAUUUAUAAACAUAUCUCUUCUGACUGUAAUUCUGAUUUUUUAAAAAACGACAGCAAAAUCUUUAAGCACUACUGUAGGUGAGCUCUGCUCUUGCCAGCUAAGUAGGCUUGCUACAUUAUAAACAAAGGAAGCAAAAUACAGGGAAGGGAUGACAUCAUCAUCCUCCAGUCAAGUGCUAGUAGAAGAAGAUCAAGCCAAAUCAUUGAAUGAUAAUGCCUCACUCUCCAAAGACCAAGAAAAAGCUGAUAUGGGACAAAAGGCUUCUAAAGGCCAUUCUUCAAAGUUGUGUUUUGGAAAAGGGAAGAAAAAGAUUCAGAAGACUAUGAAUACUGCAAUGGAUACUAAAGAAAAAGUUGCAAGCUCAAACCAGACUUCAACCUCAGCUGGUCAAGACAAAAGUGCAGCAGCAACACCUAAUGAACAUUGUGGAAGUGUUUCUUUUAGUCAGAUGGAUGGCAAAGAAAAUGUACCAAAUAAAAAUAAAAAUACAGAGAAAGAAGCAAAAGACCAGUCAUCAGAAUCGCAUACUAAAAAGAAAAGGAAAACAACAAAUGCAGACCAAGAUGAUGGCUACACGUCAAGUUCAUUACUGUUGUGCUUGAAGAAAAAUAAAUCAUACAAGAAACAAAAGAAAUGCGAUGGAGAUAAAGUUUCAUGUAUCAUUUCAGAUAGUGCAAGCCAAGAUAACUCUUCAAAUAAGGAUUUUAGGCCUGAUGAUAGGUCAGCCCAACAAAUGGAAGGUUUAACUUCUGAGCCAUCUUCAGAUCUAAAAUGUGAAUCAUCUUCUGGAAUCUGGGCAUCAUUUAAAAGCCUCGCAAUGUCACGUUCAAAGGUGCAAAAGUCAAAGAGCAGAAUAUAA
This is a messenger RNA of Protopterus annectens (West African lungfish), 1211 nucleotides long. RefSeq lists its product as uncharacterized. The transcript has 3 exons. Lineage: Eukaryota; Metazoa; Chordata; Ceratodontiformes; Protopteridae. Bases 501 to 1211 code for a protein of 236 amino acids. The record is from RefSeq and is a predicted model, not a curated record.